ACUUCGACCGCAGUUGGAAAAAGUUAAAUUCAAAAAUGGAAUGUUUCAGUGUUUGACAGUGACAAUGUUUUUCUUUUAUUAACCAAGGAGGGUUCCCUGCGGAGUUAGCAAUCUAAAGUUGGCAGAAGAGCUCGACGAUGACGCGCGCAGUAUGGAGGUGAAGAAACAUGACAAGCCCGGCAGCUUGUCGCCAGUGAGGCCGAAGAGGGACAGCGACGACAAGAGCUCUCGCUCCAGCAGCAAGUCGGAGAAGGAGCUCAAGCUACCCCCAGAAAAGGAGCUCAAACUGCCCCCAGAGAAGUCGCCAAGUGAGGACGGGCGCCGGGAGCGACGCCUAUCACGCGCCAGCGAGAGCUCCAAGGACACUUUUGACAGACAAGACUCCAAAGUCAGUUCACUAACGAGUCCGAAAGUAUCGCGCAAAUACUUCACGAACUGGCGGCAAGCAUGUGACAAGACGAAGGACAAAACGAAAGAGUUGCUGAAGCGUUGGCGAACCCUCCCGGAGGCCGAGGCGGCAGAGGGGCAGAUGCAAGAGGCGGGCAACAGCGACGACAAGAAGAACCACGGCUGGAGCGUCCAUGUUUGGAUGACAAACAUGAGUAAAGAAAGGGCUAAGAAAGAAGAGAAAGCAAAGCAACCCCGUCCCAGCGAGGCGAAAACGAAUACGAAUUCUAAGGCCUCGAUAUCCGACGAGAACACGAAGAGGAAAACCAGGAUGAGUAAUAUUAAGGAGGAGGGGUUUUACAAUUAUAGAAACAUGGUGAUUCGCAAUGUGAAAUCUCAAGCGGAGUCGACCGAGGGCAAAGUCAGCAAGAGAGGGAAGAAACGCGUCAAAAAACCCCGCAAGUAG
Messenger RNA from Ostrinia nubilalis (European corn borer), 853 nucleotides. RefSeq lists its product as uncharacterized. The record is from RefSeq and is a predicted model, not a curated record. The transcript is spliced from 4 exons. The coding region runs from base 152 to 853 and encodes 233 amino acids. NCBI's taxonomy places the organism in Eukaryota, Metazoa, Arthropoda, Insecta, Lepidoptera, Crambidae.